AUGAAUUCAACGUUCAAACAUUUUUUUAAAGGAGAUUGCACGGACAUAACGAAACCAAGUCUGAUGGAAACAUGUAAUGAUCAUACUGCCACCAUUAAUUUAAACAUUUUAAAGCAAUGUGGUUUUUAUCAAAUAUUUGAUCCAAACAGCAAAAAGAUAUUCGGUUGGAAUGUUUACUGUAUUUCUUUGAUUGUAUUAACCGUGAUAACCCAGUGUUUAAUUGGUUUUGGAAAUUGUGGCUUUUUGUUUGAAUUGGAAGACACUACUGACAACAUUGAUUUAUUUCUGAUCAUAUUCUCUAAUUCAUAUUUUUGCCUUACUGAGUGGAAAGUGGUCAUACUUAUAAUCAACAGAAAAACAAUUUUGGAGCUUUUGGACGUUACAGAUUUAAUAUUUUUGAAGAGCAAACAGUGUCGUAAUAACAUUAAAAUACUGUACAAACACCGUAACAAGGCUUUACAACUUACAAACUUAUAUUUCAAGUCUUGCAUUUUUGUGAUCAUUGAAUGGGUUAUCUUUCCAAUAAUAAUAAACUCAUUCAUAGCGCACAAAACUGAGAAUCAGCGCUUAGAGAACGUUGUAAACAGGCGAUAUCCUGUUGAUGUGAACACUUAUAAUAAGUAUUAUAUUCUGUUUUACGUAUUCGAAAUAAUAAUAGGAGUGAAAACAGUAUACUUAGUAUUGAUGGUCGAUAUAUUAUUAUUGUCUAUCGGUUGGGCGAUAAUUGUUCAAUACGAAGUACUGGCUGUAGCGUUUAAGAACAUCGGGUAUAAUGAAAACCUUCAAAAAGAUAAUGAUCAUGAUGUUGUAGAUGAUUAUAAAUAUUUUAAAUCAAUUUUGUUUGAUCAACAACAACUUGAUUCGAAAGUAAAACUAUAUUUUUCAAUUGUGAAGCCUAUUGUGUUGAUGCAUGUUGCUAUUAAUUCAGGCUUAUUCAUAAUGUUGUCGAACUCAUUCUUAAUGGUUUUCUUAUCAACAGAAUCAUUUACUUAUAAAAUCGUAAACCUAUUCAAGAUCGGCACUGGAAUUUUGUACAUAUGUUUACAAUUAUUUCUGUAUUGUCAUUUAUUUGAUAAUAUUAAUUUAAAAAGAAAAUCUGUCAACCUUGGAAUAUAUUCUUGUAAUUGGACGAAGAUGGAUUUAAAGUUUAAAAAGUUAUUAUUAUUAACCAUGCAGAUCAAUGACGCUGAUUAUAGAACGAUUAAAGCUUCGGCGAAAACAAUUGUCAAUUUACCACUAUUUGCUAACGUUUUAAUGACGUCCUACAACAUUAUAUCCGUCAUUGUAAAAACAAUGAGUAAAUAUAGAAAAACAUAA
Molecule: messenger RNA, 1317 nt
Organism: Metopolophium dirhodum (rose-grain aphid)
Lineage: Eukaryota; Metazoa; Arthropoda; Insecta; Hemiptera; Aphididae
Exons: 7
Coding region: 1-1317 (438 amino acids)
Biological process (GO): sensory perception of smell; detection of chemical stimulus involved in sensory perception of smell
Cellular component (GO): plasma membrane
Molecular function (GO): odorant binding; olfactory receptor activity
Source: RefSeq, a predicted model, not a curated record